Zasmidium cellare ATCC 36951 is the source of this 3657-nucleotide messenger RNA. RefSeq lists its product as uncharacterized. Lineage: Eukaryota; Fungi; Ascomycota; Dothideomycetes; Mycosphaerellales; Mycosphaerellaceae. The transcript has a single exon. Bases 1 to 3657 code for a protein of 1218 amino acids. Gene Ontology annotation, molecular function: metal ion binding. The record is from RefSeq and is a predicted model, not a curated record.
AUGUCGAGGAAAGGCAAAGCACGAGCGCCCUUCGCUUACGAUUCAGACGAGGAUAGCAUCGCGACUGACUCAACUGCCGAGAGCGAACCGCUCGACGAAUAUGGCGUAGAACGCAUCCUUCUCGAAAAGGGAACCGAAGGAGGCGACAAGCAGUAUCUCAUCAAAUGGGAGGGGUACCCGCUCGGACGAAGUACUUGGGAGCCCGCUGGAAAUAUCUUCGAUGAGAGCAUUAUCAAGUCCUGGAAACAGGAACAGCGACGUGUUCGGCAGGGGGAUGAGGAGCCUUUUGAUGAGGAUGACUGGUGUGCUGCUGUUGAGGAGAUCCACCACACGAAGGAGGAUCACAGGCGACGCCGGAAGGCGAAGCGGCGCAGGCGUGGUAUCGCAGUGUCAUCUGACAGUGAUGGCAACAACAAAAACGAGGAUGACGAACACACCGACAACGCCGACCAAUCUAUCUUUGUGGAAAAACGAACACGGAGCCCAGAGGACGAUGCCCCGGUGAAGGCCAGAAAGCGCAUACCGCAGCCAGAGGUGAGGCGUAAAGGGCUGGCUCAAAAGGUGGAUCGGAGGCGGCGCACCGUCGAUUCUGCUUCAUCUGAUAACUCGGAUGGUGAGGUGUCACCAGCUAAGAGCCCAGGUGACGAUUCACUGUUCGAUGAGAUUACAUCUAAGGCCAAACACUCUCAGAAAGAGAUUCCUACCAGGAGGUCGACUCGAGCAAGACCAGCAGCUGGAGAAGUGGCGAGUGGCGAAGACAGUGAAGAUGAGCUUGCACUGCCCAAGCGAGUGCAGCGCAAGAAGCAGGAUGCUCCGGCUAAGGCAACAUCUGCUCGAGCUGCACCGGCUGAAGCUCCAGCAAAGGCAACAUCACCUCGACCAGCGCCGUCUGAAGCUCCAUCCAGACAACCGUCGUCAGUUGUGCCUCCACAGCCAGUGCAGCCAUCAGUCGCGCCUAGGAGGAGUUCACUAGCUGCCCCAUCUAAUGCGACACCCUCCGCGCCUAAAGCAAGACCUACGCGACAACCAGACAAAGUCUUUGGUAAUGGGGAUGCUGAAAAAUCGCGAAAACAACGGCCCAGAGUCUCUGGAGCAACCCCCAAGGACUCAGCGAACCCCCAGUUCCGCAACCUGUCCACCCAACACCGAUUCCAACAGUACAGCAAGAACGAACGAGCCCCUGACCCGAAUGUGCUAAGUAUAAUCGAUCCCAAGACUGGAAAGAAGAUACCUCCAGCUAGUGCUGUAGAGGUAAGCAGUACUGGUGCUGUUCAUAGCGCAUACAGUAGGCGAACGCCGCCGCCAGAGAAACCGCCAGAACCUCCCGCGCCGGAGCCUGUUCAAACGAUCGGUACCGCACCUCCGCCUGAUCCUACUCCCGCCCCUGUAAGUCACGCCAGUACAACCCAUCCAGAGAAGUGGGAGACGUGUUGGUACUGGACUAGAGGCAUUUGCAAGUAUACUGACGAAACAUGCCGCAAGGCUCAUUAUCACACUGGGGUUGAUGGAGGAAACAAGCAGCUCACUUGUUACUAUUGGAAGGUCAGAGGGCGCUGCAACAAAAGAGACGAAGACUGUCUGCAUGCUCACUACGAUACGGGUCAUUAUGCGCCAAAGCCACCGGACAGCUAUGCACCUGUCGACACCAAUGGAGCGCCAGAUAGACCACAUGUUCAGAGCGACAUACCACCACGAAUCGCUAAUCGAGCGGCCAUAGAACCUCGGCCGAAGGAAAUAUCAAAAAAGGACACCACUUGUUAUUACUGGCGUGAGAAAGGCUAUUGCACAAAGCCAGACGACGUAUGCGCAUUCGCGCACUUGGACACUGGGGUCUAUGCUGGACCGCCGGGAACUUUUAAGAGAGGCCUGACGUAUUCGGACAGAACGACCAAUGCAAAUUUUGUGCCUCUUGCAAUCAGAGACAACGUCGCACCACAUUCGGCCCGCAGUCCCGAUGUGACUGCAUCGGAGCGGGUAAAUGCUGGAUUGAAGCUGCAAACAGCCGGACAAACAGCGAGGCCUGGCUCUGGGUCGCCAGGGGAUUUCACUGCAUCACCUAUGCAUAUGGGAGGUGCAAGUCCGCAUGACCAAACUCAGCAGACGCCUCAAGGGAACAUCUUAGGUGCAGCCAUGCAGCGACGUCCUAGCGUCCCGAAGUUCUCGAUGAAGGCGACUCUUGUUUUGUUAUUACAAGAAGAGGCUCAAGAAGAGAAUAUCAAUGUAAAGCUCGACAUCGACGACUUACCGGCUUUCAAGAAUCUUGCGGGGUCUGAUCCUAUUCUGCGAAUAGAUCAAAUGGUCACGGCGGCCGACUUCGAGCACGUCCUGUGGCAGGAUGGCCUUCGCGAAUCUCCCUGCUCGACGGGUGGCCUCUUUGUGGAUACUGCACAGGCUGCUAGUGUUGAGAACAUCACCGAUGUGUGUAAAACGCAUGUGGCUGGAUUGAUCGCUACUCCAGAUGGUCGAGACUCGAAGAUGCUCAUCUAUCCCGGGAACGCAGAGGAGUGGAAGUUCUUUGACCGCGAGCGCGAGCAUUCAUCAGAGUGUGUGCUACGGUUCAGGUUGUUCGAGGAGCUGCCGAUCCCUCCACUUGAUGGACCGACGACGGAGACUGAGCAAGUCGACAAGCGUCCGCCUGCUCAGAUACUUGGCGAGCACGUCGUCAAAUUGGAUUCAGAGAUACUCUUCCCGACGAAAGAGCUGAAGAAGCACCCCGUACGAGCUGUGUUCCUCAUGAUACCACUGGACCAUCACGCGGAGCUGGUCGUUCUGAAGGAAUACUUUGCCGCGCUGAAAUGCAAAGUCUAUCACUCGGGACAAGCAGGAUCUUGGGACUACUUUCGCACAAGAUUCAGCGGCUCUUGCGCGCUCAUUGUGCAUCCAGAUAUACAACUCUGGCGAAUUCCUGGACUGUACGGCUUCCUUGCCUCUGCAGGGGCUGGUGUUCGAAUGUUCUCCAUUGGCGUCAAUCCAACGGUGGCCAUGCUAGAAGAGCGAGAUGCCGAAUUCACCUGUGAUCGGCUCUUCCCUCACGGCAUGGUGGUGUUCAUAACAGAUGAUGCCUUCAUCAAUGAUCCGGAACAAGCCACCAGCGUUAUCAAUGCGUUCAUCGACGCCCAUAGAACGAAGCCCCAAGGGGGCGAAACAAGCAGAAUUGCAGCGCGGCCAGGAAUACUCGAAUGGGUGCUCGAUCUGGCCAUGGAAAACACUGCCGAGCGCGGGAGACAGGAUAACCGGUGGAUGUUGCUAUACAACGCCAUGUGCAAGCUGUCUCGGCUGGAUGUGAAAGAUGAAGACUUGGACGAUGAUUCCGAGCUUGAAGAGGAUCCGUUGUUUCUGAUCUCGCUCUCGCCUGAGCUAUUGUCAGAAUUGGAGGACCUGAAAGAGAGCGGCGACCAAAGUGCGGCGACGGACUUGGCGGUGGACUGGUUUGCUGGCUGGAGUCUUGUGCAUGCCUGCAGGUUUCGCAAGUUCGUUGUCUGCCAUGAGCCACGAUUCGGCGUUGACGAGGCAAUAAGCGGCUCGAUGCCUGACGCGGACCCUAGAGGGUGGGGCAGGAAGUAUCAACACUUGGGUGUUGUGCGUGCAAGGGAUGCGCUGCAAAUGUUGACGAAGAGAAAGGAGCCAGAUCGUAGACCACCACCCACUCCCAAAUGA